This is a messenger RNA of Leptopilina heterotoma, 7491 nucleotides long. RefSeq names its product kinesin-like protein unc-104 (gene unc-104). Gene Ontology annotation, molecular function: microtubule motor activity; ATP binding; microtubule binding. Bases 441 to 5732 code for a protein of 1763 amino acids. The transcript is spliced from 30 exons. The record is from RefSeq and is a predicted model, not a curated record. Gene Ontology annotation, biological process: microtubule-based movement. Lineage: Eukaryota; Metazoa; Arthropoda; Insecta; Hymenoptera; Figitidae.
GGAGAUGCUUGCAAGCCUUCGGGUUUAGAGGGUAGUCGCGUGGGUUGUUAAUGGCGCUCGAGUCGUACAAUCGAGGCCAGAAAGCUCACAAUUUCAGUGCUGCUGACGGUGCUGUCGGUGAUGUUAGAAUAAGGCGGACAUGUAAUAAUGGCACCUAACAUGGUUUGCUACUCAAUUAACGGUUUUCAUUCACAUAGUGUUUUAACAUAGCAGUGCGUGAACCACAAAAAAAAUUUAACAUAGGAAAAAAGAAACAACCCCCCUCUGUUUGUUAUUAUUGUUAUAUUUAUAUACAUAUAUUAUAUAUAUAUAUUGUUGAAGUGCAGUGUUUGUUGAGGAUUUUUUUCACACCCUAAGAAACUUUUCUCAACAAUCAAGUUGGUGAUUACAAGAAACAAUUUUUUGUGGAUUAAAAUAAAGGAAAAGAGAAAAGAAAAAAGAUGUCGUCGGUGAAGGUGGCGGUGCGGGUUCGUCCCUUCAAUAACCGAGAGAUAUGCCGCGAAGCACAAUGUAUUAUCGACAUGAAUGGAAAUACCACUUCCAUUACAAAUCCAAAAGCACCAACAGGUACUAAAGAUGCCAUCAAGAGUUUUAAUUACGACUAUUCCUACUUUUCAAUGGACUCAAACGAUAUUGAUAAUUAUUCAUCGCAAAUUAUGGUUUAUAAAGAUAUUGGCGAAGAAAUGUUGGAACACGCUUUUGAAGGUUACAACGUUUGUAUAUUCGCCUAUGGUCAAACUGGAGCCGGAAAAUCAUAUACAAUGAUGGGAAAGCAAGAGGAGGGCCAAGAGGGUAUUAUUCCACAAAUUUGCAAGGAUCUUUUUGGUAAAAUCACAUCAAAUUCAAAUGAACAAUUAAAAUAUUCAGUUGAGGUCAGUUAUAUGGAAAUUUAUUGCGAGAGAGUUCGUGAUCUUCUUAAUCCAAAGAAUAAAGGUAAUCUUCGUGUGAGGGAACAUCCCCUAUUGGGUCCCUACGUUGAGGAUCUUUCUAAAUUGGCUGUGAUGUCCUAUCAAGAUAUUCAUGAUCUCAUUGACGAAGGAAAUAAGGCCAGAACCGUGGCGGCUACGAAUAUGAACGAGACCUCGAGUAGGUCGCACGCUGUCUUUACGAUUUUCUUCACACAACAGAAACAAGACUCAAUUACGGGAUUAAUUACGGAGAAAGUCAGUAAAAUUUCGCUUGUCGAUUUAGCGGGCUCGGAAAGGGCAGACUCGACAGGAGCGAAAGGAACGAGAUUGAAGGAGGGCGCAAAUAUCAAUAAAAGUUUAACAACACUUGGAAAAGUCAUUAGUGCACUUGCUGAAAUUGCGGCAACAAAGAAGAAGAAGAAAGCAGAUUUCAUUCCCUAUAGAGAUUCAGUCCUGACUUGGCUUCUUCGUGAAAAUUUGGGAGGCAAUUCGAAAACGGCAAUGAUUGCAGCAAUCAGUCCCGCUGAUAUUAAUUAUGACGAGACACUUUCGACUCUAAGAUAUGCGGACAGAGCGAAACAAAUUGUUUGCAAGGCCGUUGUCAAUGAGGAUGCAAAUGCCAAACUCAUCAGAGAACUCAAGGAGGAAAUUCAAAAACUUCGAGAACUUCUCAAACAAGAAGGCAUCGAUUAUCACGAGGGAGAUGAAAUCAUUAGGUCGAAACGAGAGGGUGAUAUGAAGGAAUCUCGACAGAGGAUUCCGUCUCAUCCGACGUCGACUCUUGCCGAAGAGGCCGUUGAACAAUUGCAGGCUUCAGAAAAACUCAUAGCCGAGUUGAAUGAGACAUGGGAGGAGAAACUAAAACGAACAGAAGCAAUUCGCCUGCAACGUGAAGCUGUAUUUGCGGAAAUGGGCGUCGCAGUAAAAGAAGACGGCGUAACUGUUGGUGUAUUUUCUCCAAAGAAAACACCGCAUUUGGUGAAUUUAAAUGAAGAUCCUUCGAUGUCUGAAUGUUUGAUUUAUUACAUCAAGGAGGGUUUCACAAGAGUUGGAAGUGCCGAGGCAAACAUUCCCCAAGAUAUUCAACUUUGUGGUCCACACAUUCUCAGCGAGCAUUGUGUUUUCGAAAGUCACGAAGGAAUUGUCACUUUAAUACCAAGAAAAGGUGCUCUAAUUUACGUAAACGGUCGCGAAGUGACGGAAUCAAUUAUUUUGAAAACUGGAUCACGAGUAAUUCUUGGAAAGAAUCACGUUUUUCGAUUUAAUCAUCCGGAUCAAGUUCGUGAGCGUAGGGAGAAAAGUUCACCAGCCGAAACACCAGGAAAUGGGGAAACUGUUGAUUGGAAUUUUGCACAAAUUGAACUUCUCGAGAAGCAGGGAAUCGAUCUUAAAGUUGAAAUGGAGAAGAGAUUGCUUGUUCUCGAGGAGCAAUUUCGAAAGGAAAAGGAGGAAGCAGAUCAACUUUUUGAAGAACAAAGAAAGAAUUACGAGGCAAGAAUCGACGCUUUACAGAAACAAGUUGAAGAACAAAGUAUGACAAUGUCGAUGUAUAGCAGUUACACUCCGGAAGACUUUAAUAAUAUAGAAGAAGACAUUUUCGUCAACCCAUUGUUUGACGCAGAGAGCAACUGGGGAGAACGGGAAUUUCAGUUGGCUGCUUGGGCAUUUCGUAAAUGGAAAUAUCAUCAAUUUACAAGUCUUCGCGAUGAUCUUUGGGGUAAUGCCAUUUUCCUAAAGGAGGCAAAUGCCAUUUCUGUCGAACUCAAGAAGAAGGUACAAUUUCAAUUUAUACUCCUCACUGAUACUCUGUACUCGCCAUUGCCGCCUGAUCUUUUGCCAGCGAUAGAAGAUGAGGAGGAGGACGAGAGACCAUUUCCUAGAACAAUUGUUGCAAUUGAAGUUCAAGACACGAAAAAUGGCGCCACUCACUAUUGGACUUUAGAUAAACUCAGACAACGCUUGGAACUGAUGCGACAUAUUUACAAUGAAGACUUGAGUCUCAACACUCCGGAGGCUAAAGAGGAUAUUUUCCAAUGUCUUAUGGUCCACUCAAAUCCGAAGUUAUCGUUCGCAAAUCUUUUGCCUUCGAGACAGCGACUUGAAUUGAUGAGAGAAAUGUAUCACAAUGAAGCUGAAUUAUCACCGACUUCUCCCGAUUAUAACAUCGAAACGAUCACUGGAGGAGAUCCAUUCUAUGACCGAUUCCCCUGGUUCCGUAUGGUUGGAAGAUCCUUCGUUUACUUGAGCAAUCUAAUGUAUCCGGUGCCAUUAAUCCACAAAGUUGCAAUUGUCAAUGAGAAAGGCGACGUGAAGGGCUAUUUGCGAGUUGCGGUGCAAGCCGUCGUGGAAGAGGAAAACAGUGAAUAUUCAAGUGGCGUUCGACAGUCGGCACGAAUUUCGUUUGAAGAUGAUUUAUUCGGUGGUCAUAAGCACAGUAAGCGGAAUACACUUCUGGCGCAGACACUCGAGAAGAAUCAGCAAAUUCUCCUGCAGGAGGAGAGAGUUGUCGAGGGACAUACUGAGACUAAGGAUAUUAAGGACGAGGAGGAGGUUGGCGACGCUGACAGUGGUAGGGGCGAUAGUUCAGUGUCAAGCGAUAUGAAGGAGGAGGAUCUUCCAGAUCAUCUUCAAUCUGGCGUUGAAUUCACAUUCCGAGUCACUGUUCUACAAGCAAUGGGAAUUUCCACUGAAUACGCUGAUAUAUUUUGCCAAUUCAACUUUCUACAUCGGCACGAUGAGGCCUUUUCUACAGAACCGGUUAAAAAUACUGGAAAGGGAAAUCCACCUGGAUUCUAUCAUGUUCAAAAUAUAACGGUUACAGUGACCAAGUCCUUUUUGGAGUACCUAAAAACCCAACCAAUUGUUUUCGAAGUCUUUGGCCACUAUCAGCAGCAUCCGUUGCAUAAAGAUGCUAAACUCGAUUACGUGAGGCAGCCACCGAAGCGAAUGUUGCCGCCCUCGAUUCCAAUCAGCCAACCAGUGCGCUCACCUAAAUUUGGCAGUGUCCUACCAUCGCCGAGUACAUCUCACGUUCAUGCCAAAUACGAUGUUUUGGUUUGGUUUGAAAUUUGUGAAUUGGCACCAAAUGGAGAAUACGUUCCAUCAGUCGUUGAUCACAGUGAUGACUUGCCUUGUCGCGGUCUAUUCCUUCUGCAUCAGGGAAUUCAGCGGCGAAUUCGAAUUACAAUUGUCCAUGAGCACGCCAGUGAAUUGAGAUGGAAGGACGUGAGGGAAUUGGUGGUGGGACGUAUUAGAAAUACACCCGAGCCAGAGGAAGAGGAUAAUGAUUCAUCUGUUUUGUCACUGGGAUUAUUCCCCGGUGAAUAUCUUGAAAUACCAGGCGACGAUAGAUGUAUGUUUAGAUUUGAGGCCGCUUGGGAUAGUUCACUUCAUAAUUCGGCAUUGCUCAAUAGAGUCACUUCUUAUGGUGAACAGAUAUUUAUGACCAUCUCUGCAUAUCUUGAGUUGGAGAACUGUGGAAGACCGGCAAUUAUAACAAAAGAUUUGAGUAUGAUCAUUUACGGUCGAGAUGCGAGAGUUGGGCCCAGAUCUUUGAAACAUUUGUUCAGCGGCAGUUAUCGUAAUCAGGAGGCGAACAGACUGAGUGGAGUUUAUGAACUUGUACUUCGUCGUGCUUCCGAAGCAGGAGUACAAAGACGACAACGUAGAGUCUUGGACACAAGUUCCACUUACGUUAGGGGCGAAGAAAAUCUCCACGGCUGGAGGCCACGAGGCGAUAGUUUGAUUUUCGAUCAUCAAUGGGAAUUGGAAAAAUUAACGAGACUCGAGGAGGUGGAAAAAGUCCGACACACUCUUCUCCUGCGGGAGAAACUCGGCAUUGACAAAGUUCCAUUUUGCAACAAAACAAUGCACGACUUCACUAAAAGUGAAAAGGAGGUUUGUAAUAUGGUGGCUAAGGCAACAAAUGAGCCGCACGCCAGUCCAGUGAAAUUGAAAAAAUCAACAAGCAAAGAUGUUUAUGAGCCAUGGGAAAUGACGGAGAGGGAACGUGAAUUAGCGACAAAAUAUGUGAAAUUAAUUCAGGGGAGAAUUCCAAGUAAGGAACCAAUUGUUCUUACUGAUGUAUCGCCUGGUGAGGAUACAAUAACUGAUCUUUCCACAUCGAUGAUGUCCUCGGUUAUAUCAUCAUCAUCACAAGAGUCAGUAUAUUCGCGUAAUGAUUUUUCGCAGGUAGUACAGGAAUGUUACUUGCAGCCAACAGGAUUGAUUGUGAAGAGCAGUUCUAAGUCAUGCAUCUUUAGGUUGAGUUCCCCGGAGAGGGCGAGACUUCAGGAAUUACAGGAGAGUAUAUUGGCAGGAGAGGCUGCCAGUCAAGCGAAUAGUAUUGCACCAGCGCCUCUUGGUUCCACUUCACCGCUCAAAGAAAGUCUCGUUCUCUAUGUUCCCGAAGUGGAAGAAAUUCGCAUUAGUCCCGUUAUUGCCCGAAAGGGUUAUUUGAACGUUUUGGAGCACAAGACGAAUGGUUGGAAGAAACGAUGGGUGGCCGUUCGUAGACCCUAUGUAUUUAUCUUCAGAGAGGAAAAAGAUCCAGUUGAGAGAGCUUUAAUUAAUUUAGCAACAGCACAGGUCGAAUACUCUGAGGAUCAAUUAGCUAUGGUUAAAGUACCAAAUACUUUCAGCGUUGUGACUAAACAUCGAGGCUAUCUUUUACAAACUUUAGGCGAUAAGGAAGUUUAUGACUGGCUUUAUGCAAUCAAUCCUCUUCUCGCCGGACAAAUUAGGUCAAAAUCGGCCCGCAAAAUACCAGUUUCAAAUGUAAUACCAAUGACAGUGACGCCUGAAUUUCAAGCACCAACAAAGUGAAUUGCAAAAGUUAUAAAAGUUGCGAUAGCCUCGAAAUAAUGAUGCUAUAACGGUCUCUCACUCUAUCCUCGAAUCACAAAACAGACCUUUUGUAGCUUUCGGUUUUUCCGGUGAUUCUUCAUCAAUGAACUAAUUAAUAACCAAAGUGUGCGUCUUUUCAGUAUUUUCAACAAAAAACAAAAGCAAUUUCUCACUUAUUUGAGAUUUUUGCUUUAAACGAGAGAAUGUAAUUCAAAAAAAGGCUCACAUUCCUCGCUCGUGAUACAUUCAUAAAAAAAGAAGAAAAAUUACAUUUUCUGCAAUUUUAAUACUUUACAAUUCCCAUUCUCUGGGCAUUUUUUACCAUUUAUGAAAAAAUGUUCCCCAGACGAAAAAGUGGAAGAAAAUAACGAGGAACAAGAUUCUCAUUUAUCUAGUCAUGAUUUUUUUUAAUUUCCUUUUUUUUGACGUGUGUGUCGAUCACACACAGUGAGAUUUGUAUGUUUGCAGAUUGUUGAGCAAUGUGUACACGUAAAAGAGAAAUUAAAUAAAAAGAGGAAAAAGAACUUGGAAGCUUUUUUUUUUUUUUUGAAUUCUCAAUUGAAACUCAAAAGAAAAUAAUUUUCUUCUUAAUUGACAGACAGCUUCGAAGUGAUUUUUUUCCCUGAUUAAAAAUACACUGCGAAGAGGAAAGAAAGCUACAUAUGCCUAAUCAACACGCAAAAAAGAAAAAAAAUUCCUAACACGACACAAAAAACGCACGUUUGUUAUAAAAUAUAUGCGUUUUUUUUCAUUUUAGGAAUAUAAUUUUUAUUUUAAUUGUCGUCGAGGCUGCAUCGCAAAUUACGCUUACAUUGAAUACUUUAGAUAAAAACCUUUUUUAAAAAUCUCAAAAGGAAAAAAAAAAUAAUGAAAAUAAUUUUUAAUUUUAAUGAAUGAAAAAAAAAAAUUUUAAUCUCCAUUUUUCAACGUUGUAGACCAAAAAAUGAUAUUUACUAAGGCACAAUAUUUGACAAGUGUAAAUGCGAAACAAGAAUGCGUAAUACUCUUGCAUUUAUUCGUCACGUUCAACAUUUUUUCUUUUUCUUCGCAAGAAAAUAAAAAUUUUCUUUAGAAAAUAAAAAAUGUUAUUCCAAUUUUUUUUGAAAAUAAUUUUUUUAAAAAAUAUUUUUUUUUAAUUGGGAAAAAGUGCAAUGACUCAUCUCUUGCUCAAAGAGAUUUUUUUUCAAUUCAAGAAAAAAUUCACUUAAUUAUUUAUUAUUUCGAAUUUCGAUAAUUACUCAAAAAUGUAUAGUUGAAAAAAUAGUCCCUGUAAUAUUAAGAAUCGAUUCGAGGAAAAAUAAUUUUCUUUCUACGAUACAAAUUCUUGUUGUUGAAAUUUUUCGUUAUUUUUGAAAUUUUAUUUUUGACUCACUGAAGCAGAACACGGCCUUUUAGCGAAUUUACAUAAUUUUCUGUUUUGGUAAAAAAAAGGGAAUUUUUUUUUUCUUCUCGAUUUGUACAUAAGAAAAAUGUCUCCCUGCGUUAUUAGAAGAAAAUGCUCUUUUUUUUGUGAUUAUUUCUCGAUUUCUGAAAACCGAGCAUUUUUCCCCCCCUGUUUGUACAAAUAGUUUACAAAUUGUCAUAAUUACAGUUACAGUUAUUAAUUUCCGGAGGCGCAUGAAUUUUGUUUAAAUUCGUAUUUAUUACAAUAUUAUUUUCAAUUAAGACGAGUUAUUUUAAUAAAAAAUACUCAUUAAAUUCACUAUUAUAGUAAUUAAAAUUUUUGAUGGUAAUAAUU